AUGAGGCAAAACGAAAGCACUGUCUCUGCCAAACAUGUUCAGCCGAACCGGUGGCCCGCUGGGUCACAAUCGCAUUCCGCUUCUAUAGCCCUCAGCUGGCCUGGCGCGCGCUUAUGCAAAGCGAGCGAGGCGAAGUUUGAGGAGUCGAAAAGCGGCAUGUGGGCAAAUAACGGGUCUUCCAUGCUCGCUUGA
Penicillium samsonianum is the source of this 192-nucleotide messenger RNA. RefSeq lists its product as uncharacterized. The record is from RefSeq and is a predicted model, not a curated record. Lineage: Eukaryota; Fungi; Ascomycota; Eurotiomycetes; Eurotiales; Aspergillaceae. The transcript has a single exon. Bases 1 to 192 code for a protein of 63 amino acids.